AUGUGUUGCAGGCCUGCCACUCCCCAGCACAGAGCGAUGAGGGGGGAGAACAUCACCAAGGUGAGCACGUUCGUGCUGCUGGGCUUCCCCACCACACCCGAGCUGCAGUACGUGCUCUUCCUCCUCCUCCUGCUCGCCUACCUCUUCAUCCUGGUGGAGAACCUGGCCAUCAUCCUCACGGUCUGGGCCAGCCCCUCCCUCCACAGGCCCAUGUACUACUUUCUGAGCUCCAUGUCAUCCUUGGAGAUCUGGUAUGUGUGUGACAUCAUGCCCAAGAUGCUGGACGGCCUCCUCCUUCAGCGGAAACGCAUCUCUUUUGUCGGGUGCAUGACGCAGCUCUACUUCUUCAGCUCCCUGGUGUGCACAGAGUGUGUGCUCCUGGCUUCCAUGGCCUACGACCGCUACGUGGCCAUCUGCCACCCCCUGCGCUACCACGUUAUCAUGACCACUCUGCUGGCCACUGUGUUGUCCUACGGGCACAUCACCCUGGCUGUCCUGCACAUCCCCUCAGCUGCUGGCCGUUGGAGAGCCUUCUCCACCUGUGCCUCACACCUCACCGUGGUCACCAUUUUCUACAUGGCCAUGAUCUUCAUGUAUGUCCGGCCCCAGGCCAUUGAUACACGGAGCUCCAACAAGCUCAUCUCUGCUGUGUACACUGUCCUCACCCCCAUCCUGAACCCCUUGAUCUACUGUCUGAGGAAUAAAGAAUUUAAGGAUGCCUUGAAAAAGGCCUUGGGCUGGGGUCAAACUUCACAGAACAAUUAA
Otolemur garnettii (small-eared galago) is the source of this 765-nucleotide messenger RNA. RefSeq names its product olfactory receptor 6B2. Gene Ontology annotation, cellular component: membrane. The coding region runs from base 1 to 765 and encodes 254 amino acids. Gene Ontology annotation, biological process: G protein-coupled receptor signaling pathway. The record is from RefSeq and is a predicted model, not a curated record. Gene Ontology annotation, molecular function: G protein-coupled receptor activity; olfactory receptor activity. Lineage: Eukaryota; Metazoa; Chordata; Mammalia; Primates; Galagidae. The transcript has 2 exons.